AUGAGCGGCGACGAGCUGUCGAUCGGCGCCCACAACCUGCACGUCUACGAGGGGCUGUAUAGAGAGCUAAACCCGCAAGGAGCCCCAUUAACCCCGGCCGGUGAUGCCGCAGCUUUUCUGCGAAGAUCCGGACUUCCGGUCCAGUAUCUCGGCCAAAUCUGGGAGCUGGCCGACUAUGCGAAACGUGGGGCCCUUGAUAAACGAGGCGCUUUCAUCGCGUUCAAGCUGGUCGCCGCGGCGCAGCAGGGACACCCGGUUGUGCAGAGCUCGAUCAUGAUCCCAGGCCUGAACCCGCCGAUGUUGGGCUCCAGAACUGCCACUCCCGCGGUUCCCUCCGGUCCGAGCAGCCUCCAGGCUUCUCCUUCUCGACAGAGCGUACCCCUACCUCGAUCUCCAUCUGGUGGACGUGCCGAGUGGGCCAUUCAACCGGUAGACCAGGCCAAGUACGACUCGAUCUUCAACUCGCUGAGCCCGGAGAACGGGAAGCUGCCCGGGGCCAGGGUCCGCCCCGUCCUCCUCAACUCGGGUCUUCCCCCAGGAGUUUUGGCCAAAAUCUGGGAGGUCGCCGACCAGGACAAAGAUGGCCAGCUCGAUCGGGUGGAGAUGAACGUCGCGCUGCACCUUGUCUACAGAGCGCUUCAAAACGAGGCCCUGCCAAAUAGCCUGCCCCCGUCGCUGAUCCAUCCCAGCAAGGCGAUGUUGUCGAGGAAGACGUCGGUUGCGUCGGCUCUGGAUUAUGGUAGCCAGUCGAUAGGUCGUGGCAGAACCGGAAGUAUGGCUUCCCUGGAAGGAGUCGGCUUCCAAGGUCCGCUUGGAGGCAUGGAUCCGCCGAGAAGCUAUUCUGUGAACCCGGUUCAAGGACGACAGCCAUCAUUGAGCGGCACCCCGGUCCCAAUAACCUCCCCCUCAAGCGAGUGGCCAGUCGAUAUGACGGAAGCGAACGCCGUCUUCCAGCGCUGCGACACGAACCGGGAUGGAUUGGUAUCUGGAGGUGACGUAAUGGGCGAAUUUCUGCGCUCCGGCCUCUCCCAGCCGACGUUGGCCCACAUCUGGACGCUGGCCGACACGCACGCCAAUGGGACCCUCAACCCCGAGCAGUUCGCGUUGGCAAUGCACCUCGUCUCAAUGGCCCGUUCCGGCCAUGAUCUUCCCCCUCAACUUCCCCCUCAUCUAAUUCCGCCUUCAAUGCGCCCGAUGCAAGUCCAGGAGCCCGAGCCUCAGCCAGCCAUGCCCAGCUCCGCCUCGCAGUACAUCGCCUUUGCCGCUCAAUCGGAGAAUGCCGAGCUAAAACAACUCGCCGACGAGAUGCAGCGCCUGAUCGGCGAGCGCCGCGAGACCGACACCAAGAUAACGCAGCUUGAGGCGGACAUGACCGUCAAGAACAGCGCGAUCAGGAACUUACAGGUCGAGCUGACCACGCUGGAGAAUACCGUGAAGCAGCUGGAGCGCCAGAAGACCGAGGCCGGGAAGAGGCUCAAUGAUAUGGAUACCCAGAUCGCGCAGCUUGAAGAGCAGUGUCUGAUGCAGGAGGAGAAGGUUGAUGAGGGCCAGAAUCGGCUCGAUCGGCUGAAGGAAGAGACAGAAAAUGGAGCCGCGAAUGCUCAGAAAAAUGCUGAAACCCUCGGCGUGGCCCAAUCCGAACUUGCCGAUGCCGAGAAUGAGGCCCGCCAGCUGAGUGCUCAGCUUCAGGCCGAAAAGUCGGCCAUGGAGAGGGCGGUGAUGGCGAUGACAACGCUUGAACGCGACGACGAGUCCGCUACUCGGAAACAAGGUCAGAUGGAGGCGGAGCGGAGGAAGAUUGAGGAGACAGCUGAGAAGCUAAAGAAAGCUUUGGAGUCGGAGAAUCCGGAAGAAGCGCUAGCCGGGCAGCCAGAGCUUUUCGCCAGCUACCGUACGCCGGAAAUGUUCACCGACGCUCCCUCGACUUCACAUGCUCCACCGAGACCGGCAAUGCCCAAUGGCAACAAGCCGGUCCCGCCACGACCGGCUCCUCCCCGUGUUAGCCCCGCCCCUGGCUUUGCAGCAGAUCCGUUUGCUGGACAAGAUCCGUUCGCCGGCACCGGGAACAACGCUUCCGGCUUUGCCGACUUCUCCAGCUUCGGAUCCUUCAAC
Messenger RNA from Mesorhabditis spiculigera, 2112 nucleotides. NCBI's taxonomy places the organism in Eukaryota, Metazoa, Nematoda, Chromadorea, Rhabditida, Rhabditidae. The record is from the annotation of a GenBank genome assembly.